Clupea harengus (Atlantic herring) is the source of this 2420-nucleotide messenger RNA. It is a transcript of the gene upf3b, whose product is annotated as UPF3B regulator of nonsense mediated mRNA decay. Lineage: Eukaryota; Metazoa; Chordata; Actinopteri; Clupeiformes; Clupeidae. Gene Ontology annotation, molecular function: mRNA binding. Gene Ontology annotation, biological process: positive regulation of translation; nuclear-transcribed mRNA catabolic process, nonsense-mediated decay. The record is from RefSeq and is a predicted model, not a curated record. Gene Ontology annotation, cellular component: nucleolus; cytoplasm.
GCUAUUGCUGGUCAACCUAGCUUGCUGUUGUCAGGAAAGUUCAGAGGGGGCUGUUCAGUAGCAACACAAAUAGUUGAGCACCUGUUUACUAACCACGAUUAGUGUUUGCUAGACGACGGGACUGCAUAACAAUGAAAGAAGACAAAGAAAAUACUCGUCCGAGAGAGAAAAAAGUGGAGAUUAAAUGUGAAGAAAAUGAAAAGCCCGAUAAGCCAUGUAAAGAGAGAAAGGAGGCAAUGACCAAGAUUAUCAUCCGACGUCUCCCUCCGAGUUUAACAAAGGAGGAAUUACAAGAGCAGCUUCAACCCUUGCCUGAAGUUGACUACCUUGAGUUCUUUUCCAACGACACUAGCCUAUUCCCACACCUCUUCUCCAGAGCAUACCUAAAUUUCAAGAAUCAAGAUGACGUUGUACUCUUCAGAGAUCGCUUUGAUGGAUAUGUCUUUAUCGACAGUAGAGGUCAGGAGUAUCCAGCAGUUGUGGAGUUUGCUCCAUUCCAGAAAAUUGCCAAAAGGAGGAGCAAGAAAAAGGAUGCCAAAAUUGGAACAAUUGAAGAAGAUGGUGAUUACAAGAAGUUCUUGGAGUUGUACAAUGGAGACGAUGAGAAGCUGACCUCUACACCAGAGACUCUGCUUGAGGAGAUAGAGGCUAAAACCAAAGAACUUAUUGCUAAGAAGACCACUCCUCUCUUGGACUUCCUUAAGAAUAAACAGAGAAUUAGGGAGGAGAAGAAAGAAGAGCGGAGAAGGAGGGAGCUGGAGCGAAAGCGCUUGCGGGAUGAAGAACGACGCAAGUGGAGAGAGGAGGACAGACGGAAGCGGAAGGAUGUGGAAAAAUCAAAAAAAGGAGACAGAGCCUCUGAAAAGGACAAGGAACAGUCUAAGGAAGAGCCCAAGAUCAAGCUCCUGAAGAAGCCUGACAAAGCUGAUGAGGGGGAGACUGAGAAGCCCAGAGAGAAGGUGAAGAGAGUGGAGCGAGAGAAGUUCAAGGAGGACCGAGCUCCUGGAUGCUCUGACAUUAAGAAACGCCAGAAUGGAGAAAACCGAGAGGACAGGCCAAGAAAGUUGGAUGAAGAGGGCCGCAAAGACUACAGAGAUCGGGAUGCAGACCAGCUGAGAGAGCGAGACCGGGAACGCCGCCAGAAAGAGAAGGAGCGAAUCAGACGACAGGAUGAGGACCGGCGUAGGAGGAGAGAUCGCCAUGAUGGAGAGAACACCUUCAAGAAGCGAGACGAUGAGGGGAGGAAAGAUAGAGAGCGUUGGGAGAAACGGAGAAAUGAAAACAGUGGGGAAUCCUCCAGUCAUGCCGAUAAACCAGACAAGUCUUCCAAAGACCACAAGAAGGAAGAAGGUCUCAAAAGAGACAAGCUGAGGAACAAGGACCGGCCUGCCAUCCAGCUCUACCAGCCCGGUGCCAGGAGCCGCAACCGGACCGGAGGGCCAGCGGGCGACACUCAUGUGGCCAACAAGAAGGCUGACGGUGAAGGCAGGAACACCCAGGAGAAGGGGGAGGAGUGAACAGGCUUAGAUACAUCAGCGCUAGGCCUGUUGGCCAAGGCAGAGGGGCUUUUGCUCAGGUGCAAAGGGUGUUGCAAUGGGAUGUGUUGGGUGCCCACGACAUUUGCACCUCUAGGACUGGGCAGUUCCUCACCCUCUAGCUCCCUUUUUGGAAAGAUGGCAAACAAAGAUGGAUAGGCCCUCAAGUGCCUGAAUGAACCACUCUUGAUUGUGUCAAUGAGAAAGGCAAGGGGAAAAUGCAAUCCAUUAAGGAUGGAUAUAGCUGAACAUUGGGUUAGGAGAAAGGAAAAACCAAAGUCAUUUCACAAUGUCAGCUCAGAAGUGACCUUACUGUUUAUACAUAGCCAAAAUCGCUGCACCAUACAGCCACACAGUGUAUUCAAAAGGUACUUCUGUAAGCUUAGAGCACAUUCCUGUUUUAGUAAUGCAAGAAGACAUGGAAAGAGUUCUGCAGUAUUUCACUAGACAUCCAUUGUAAACUUUACUUUGCUUCCCUAGGCUUUAUGUCCCAAUUAGAACCGUUCUGUGAGUCUUUAGAUGACCUACUUGCCAUUAUCCUCUGUCUAUUUCUGAGAGCCAUGUUUGUCAUAUUACUAAAUUCUGAUAUAAGCAUUUGCUCUUGUCAACAUUUUCCAUCCUUGGAUGCAAACUAUCAGGCUAGGACCAUACUCAGUGGCCUUCUCUACCCUUGCAGAUGAGGGAUUGCUCAUGUGCAAAAUAAUGCUGCACCACAUCAAACCACAAACUUCUUCUCACUCAUACUUUCCUUAUACCCUUAGCUAGCCAUAAUUUACAUAAUUACACCAGUUUAAGAGGUCAUUAUAUUUUACUUUUAUGAUUGCUACAGCCAUGUAAACACAAAACUGAAUGAGAUUUUUUUUUGUAAUAAACCGUUGAACAUCA